CCUUCAUCCCACACGGACGUGGACAACCCGCCCACUUCUCUCCGCCUCCACUCCUACCUCCGCUGUUAGGCUGCCGGUCCGCGCCGCGGCCGACAGAGGGCGUAGAAUGGAAGGGUUUCCCGCACGGAGAGCUUUGCAUAGGGCACCGCGCAGGGCGGGGCCUGCAGGGGUCUCUGAGCGGCAGAGCCGGGCCGGCCGGCGGACGGAACGCGGCUGCUGGGCUGGGGCUGGCAGCGGCGGCCGGAGCGGUUUGGACGGCGCACGGGGCAAAGAUGGCGGCGGAGCGACAGGAUGCGCUGAGGGAAUUCGUGGCGGUGACGGGCGCCGACGAGGACCGGGCCCGCUUCUAUCUCGAGUCGGCCGGCUGGGACCUGCAGAUCGCCCUAGCAAGCUUUUAUGAGGAUGGAGGGGAUGAAGACAUUGUGACCAUUUCGCAGGCAACCCCCAGUUCAGUGUCCAGAGGCACAGCCCCAAGUGAUAAUAGGGUGACAUCCUUCAGAGACCUCAUUCAUGAUCAAGACGAUGAAGAGGAGGAGGAAGAGGGCCAGAGGAGCAGGUUUUAUGCUGGGGGCUCAGAGAGAAGUGGACAGCAGAUUGUUGGACCUCCCAGGAAGAAAAGUCCCAACGAGCUGGUGGAUGAUCUCUUUAAAGGUGCCAAGGAGCAUGGAGCCGUAGCUGUGGAGCGAGUGUCCAAGAGCCCUGGAGAGACCAGUAAACCGAGACCCUUUGCAGGGGGUGGUUACCGGCUCGGGGCAGCACCAGAAGAAGAGUCUGCAUACGUGGCAGGAGAAAGGCGGCGGCAUUCUGGCCAAGAUGUCCAUGUGGUGUUGAAGCUCUGGAAGAGUGGAUUCAGCCUGGACAAUGGCGAGCUCAGAAACUACCAAGACCCAUCCAAUGCCCAGUUUCUGGAGUCUAUCCGCAGAGGGGAGGUGCCAGCAGAGCUGCGGAGGUUAGCUCAUGGCGGGCAGGUGAACUUGGACAUGGAGGACCAUCGGGACGAGGACUUCGUGAAGCCCAAGGGAGCCUUCAAAGCCUUCACUGGCGAGGGUCAGAAACUGGGCAGCACUGCCCCCCAGGUGUUGAAUACCAGCUCUCCAGCCCAGCAGGCAGAAAACGAAGCCAAAGCCAGCUCCUCCAUCUCAAUCAACGAGUCAGAGCCUACCACAAACAUCCAGAUACGGCUCGCCGAUGGCGGGAGGCUGGUGCAGAAAUUUAACCACAGCCACAGGAUCAGCGACAUCCGGCUCUUCAUCGUGGACGCCCGGCCGGCCAUGGCUGCCACCAGCUUUGUCCUCAUGACUACCUUCCCAAACAAAGAGCUGGCUGAUGAGAGCCAGACCCUGAAAGAAGCCAACCUGCUCAACGCUGUCAUCGUGCAGCGGUUAACAUAACCAGCCGCCUCGUACCCUCCUGUGUCUCCCCACAGCCCUCAGCCAGGCUGCGGUGGAGUCGCCCCUCUUGCCCCUUGUACACACCCAGCAGUCCAGUGCCACGUCUCUCUCCGUAGCUCUGGGUUCUUAGAUCUCAGUUGGACAUUUGUUUUCUCCUUAGUUGCAUUUUCUGGGUUUUUGUGAUGAUCAGUGGACUUUAAAGAAAAAAAUAAAAACAACCAAAAAAAUUGAAGGACUAUCACCA
This is a messenger RNA of Trichechus manatus latirostris (Florida manatee), 1635 nucleotides long. RefSeq names its product NSFL1 cofactor (gene NSFL1C). The coding region runs from base 273 to 1391 and encodes 372 amino acids. Gene Ontology annotation, biological process: proteasome-mediated ubiquitin-dependent protein catabolic process; autophagosome assembly; nuclear membrane reassembly. The record is from RefSeq and is a predicted model, not a curated record. Gene Ontology annotation, molecular function: ubiquitin binding. Lineage: Eukaryota; Metazoa; Chordata; Mammalia; Sirenia; Trichechidae. The transcript is spliced from 10 exons. Gene Ontology annotation, cellular component: nucleus; cytosol.